Molecule: messenger RNA, 897 nt
Organism: Elephantulus edwardii (Cape elephant shrew)
Lineage: Eukaryota; Metazoa; Chordata; Mammalia; Macroscelidea; Macroscelididae
Gene: PLPBP
Product: proline synthetase co-transcribed homolog (bacterial)
Exons: 8
Coding region: 62-889 (275 amino acids)
Cellular component (GO): intracellular anatomical structure
Molecular function (GO): pyridoxal phosphate binding
Source: RefSeq, a predicted model, not a curated record
GGCGGAACCGGAAAGUGGUCUCAGGCUGCGUGGUGUGGGUCUGCGUUCUGGGUUCCUAGGGAUGUGGAAAACUUGCAGCAUGUCGGCAGAGCUUGGCAUCGGGUUCGCACUGCGGACAGUAAAUGAGCGCGUGCAGCAGGCGGUGGCGCGACGGCCGCGAGAUCUCCCAUCGAUCCAGCCCCGGCUAGUGGCAGUCAGCAAAACCAAACCUGCAGACAUGGUGAUUGAGGCGUACAGUCACGGCCAGCGCACCUUCGGGGAGAACUAUGUUCAAGAGCUGCUAGAAAAAGCAUCAAAUCCUAAAAUUCUGUCUUCAUGUCCUGAUAUCAAAUGGCACUUCAUUGGCCAUCUACAGAAACAAAAUGUCAACAAAUUAAUGGCUGUCCCCAAUCUCUUCAUGCUGGAAACAGUGGAUUCUGUGAAAUUGGCAGACAAAGUAAACAGCUCCUGGCAGAAAAAAGACUCUCCAGAAAGGUUAAAGGUUAUGGUGCAGAUUAAUACCAGUGGAGAGGAGAGUAAACAUGGCCUUCUACCUUCCGAGACAAUAGCUGUGGUGGAACACAUAAAUGCAAAGUGCCCAAGUCUGGAGUUUGUGGGGCUGAUGACCAUAGGAAGCUUUGGGCAUGAUCUUAGUCAAGGACCAAAUCCAGACUUCCAGAUGUUAUUGUCUCUCCGGAAGGAGCUGUGUAAAAAACUAGACCUCCCCACAGACAAGGUUGAACUGAGCAUGGGCAUGUCCGUGGACUUCGAGCAUGCGGUUGAAGUAGGAUCUACAAAUGUCCGAAUUGGAACCACCAUCUUUGGAGAACGAGAUUACUUAAAGAAAUCUGUCAUGGACAAAUCCGCAGAAGAGCUAAAGGCCCCAGUGGAGGUAGCACCAGGACAUUGAACCAAGGA